This is a messenger RNA of Erythranthe guttata (spotted monkey flower), 1971 nucleotides long. RefSeq lists its product as uncharacterized. NCBI's taxonomy places the organism in Eukaryota, Viridiplantae, Streptophyta, Magnoliopsida, Lamiales, Phrymaceae. The record is from RefSeq and is a predicted model, not a curated record.
AUGAGACAUGGUGGAAUUAUGAAGCACUCUCCAAAAAGAGAGUACAUAGGAGGAAGUCUUGAAUGGUUUGAUUUUGUCGAUAUAGAUCAAAUAGGGAUGUUUGACUUUUGGGGUUUUGCUGAGGAGCUGGGGUACACUGAAAAAUGGAGUCUUAGGUUUUGGCUUAAGCAUGGAAAAAGUUUUGAUAAACACUGCAAGUGUAUUGAGACUGAUAGUGAUGUGUUUAAUAUAAGAGGGCAUAUUCCAAAAAAUUGGGAAGUUGAGAUAUUUAUUGAAUAUCUCAAUCUGGGAGUGGAUGUGGAGGGUGAAACUGGGGGUAGGUUAGUCAAUGAGGCUGUUAUAAUUGAUGAUGUAGGGUUGGAGGGAGAGAAUAGUGAAUCUGAUGAAUUUAGUGAGGAUGAUGAUGUGUUUUAUCAAAGUGAUUAUGACAUGGAAGAUGAUGAUAAAUUGUUUGAGCAAUUUGUAGAUCCUGAGGCUGAGUUUGGGGGGUUGGGUAAGGGUAAGUCUGUUGCAGAUGAUGAUUUCAUUAGUGAGGAAAUGUAUAAUAGGCUGCAAAAUGAAGAAGGUGAUGAAGAUUGUGUAGUUAGUGAUGAUGAUUUUGACAGCUCAAAUGGUAGUGAUGAGGAUGAGGGUAAGGGUAGAAUGAAGUUCCCCAAAUUUAAUCCUAAAACUGAGAAUAAGAAUCCAGACAUCAUGCUAGGCUUGAUUUUCAGUUCCAAAAAAGAGGCAAAAUUUGCUAUUGAGUCUCAUUGUUUUAGGAGGGGUAUGAUGGUGAAAUUUCCAAAAAAUGAUGCCAUUAGACUCAGGGCUGUGUGUAAAAAAGAGGGUUGUGGAUGGUACAUUCAUGUCUCCAAAAUGCAAAAUGACCACUCUUGGCAAGUGAAAACCUAUAACCCAAUACACACUAAAUGUUCCUGGAAUUAUAACAAUACAAGCCUUAAGUCUGGUUGGAUUGGCAAAACAUUUAUGAAAAAAUUGAAAGACAAUCCAAAGUUGGGUACAAAUGAAUUCAGAAGUGAAAUUUGUACAACUUUGAAGGCCAAUAUAACCAGAUCACAGGCUUACAGAGCAAGAAAAAAGGCAAUUAAGAUAAUCCAGGGAACUUUGGAGGAACAAUUUUCAAAAAUUUAUGAUUACUGUCUAGAAAUUGAAAGAACUAAUCCAGGUUCUACAGUUAUCAUGAAGCUGACUGAGGAGAGAAGAUUCCAUAGGUUGUACAUGUGUUUCAAUGCAUGCAAGGUAGGGUUUAAAAAUGGUUGUAGGCCUAUAAUUGGGGUAGAUGGUUGUUUCUUGAAGGGUGGGCAUGGAGGUCAACUAUUAACUGCAGUUGGGUUAGAUCCAAACAACAACAUCUUCCCAAUUGCAUAUGCAAUAGUUGAAUCUGAAACAAAGGACAGUUGGAUCUGGUUUUUGAACUUGUUGAAUGCAGAUAUUGGAUUUGAAAAUGAACAUAAUUGGACUUUUAUGUCUGACAAGCAAAAAGGGUUAAUUCCAGCUUUUGAAACUUUGUUUCCCAAUGCUGAAAAUAGAUUUUGUGUGAGACAUUUACAUAGCAAUAUGAAGAGGGAUGGAUUCACUGGGUUGGCAAUCAAGACAGCAUUAUGGGGGGCAGCUAAAGCAACCAGGGUUGAAGAAUUUAAUAGAAAAAUGCAAGAGUUGAGAGACAUUGAUGAAGAUGCCUAUCAAUGGUUAGUGAAAAAGCCUCCUCAAAACUGGACUAGAUCCCAUUUCAGUCCACAUCCUAAGUGUGACAUCCUACUGAACAAUAUGUGUGAAUAUUUCAAUAGUUUCAUUCUUGAAGCAAGAGAAAAACCAAUAAUUUCUUUGCUUGAAACUAUUAGAAAUCUGUUAAUGACUAGGAUGCAAUCUAACAAGGAAAAAGCUGCAAAAUGGGAAGGUCUCUUGUGUCCAAAGAUAAAAAAGAUCUUGAUCACUACAAGAAAAGUGGCUUUUGAUAGCACAUCUUUAUAG